Brassica oleracea var. oleracea is the source of this 1340-nucleotide messenger RNA. Its product is annotated as ERBB-3 BINDING PROTEIN 1-like. The record is from RefSeq and is a predicted model, not a curated record. The transcript has 9 exons. Bases 135 to 1307 code for a protein of 390 amino acids. Lineage: Eukaryota; Viridiplantae; Streptophyta; Magnoliopsida; Brassicales; Brassicaceae.
ACGCAUGCGAAAGCCCUAGUACCUUUAUUUGAGCUAAACACUCCGUCUCGCUUCUCAUCACCCCAAAUCAUUCCUCCUUUUACAUUUUCUUAAACCCUAAACACAUCGCUGCGAAUCUUCGAGAGCUGUCAGAGAUGAGUUCCGACGAUGAGAGAGACGAGAAGGAGCUGGAUCUCACCUCUCCUGAAGUCGUCACCAAGUACAAGAGCGCCGCUGAGAUCGUCAACAAGGCGUUGCAGGUUGUUUUGGCUAAAUGCAAGCCAGGAGCUAAGAUUGUCGAUAUCUGCGAGAAAGGAGACGCCUUUAUCAUAAAGCAAACAGGAAACAUGUACAAGAAUGCCAAGAAGAAGAUUGAUCGAGGCGUCGCAUUUCCCACGUGCGUUUCUGUGAACAACGUCGUUGGUCAUUUCUCACCUCUUGCUGGUGAUGAGUCAGUGUUGGAAGAGGGUGACAUGGUCAAAAUUGAUAUGGGAUGUCAUAUUGAUGGGUUCAUUGCCCUUGUUGGCCACACGCAUGUUAUUCAAGAAGGACCCGUUACUGGACGCAAAGCUGAUGUUAUUGCUGCUGCGAAUACCGCCGCUGAAGUUGCUUUGAGACUCGUACGUCCUGGGAAGAAGAACCAUGCUGUCACUGAAGCUAUUCAGAAGGUGGCUGAUGCUUACGACUGCAAAAUUGUGGAAGGGGUUAUUUCCCACCAGAUGAAACAGAACGUGAUAGAUGGAAGCAAGAGUUUCCUAAGUGUAUCCACUCCAGAAACAAGAGUUGAUGAUACUGAGUUUGAAGAGAAUGAAGUGUAUGCAAUAGAUAUUGUGGCUAGCACCGGUGAUGGCAAGCCUAAGCUAUUAGACGAGAAGCAAACAACUAUUUACCGGAAAGAUGAGAGUAUUCACUAUCAGUUGAAGAUGAAGGCUUCCAGAUCCUUAAUAAGCGAGGUUAAAGAGAGAUUCCCCCACAUGCCAUUCACUUCAAGAUCAUUGGAGGAGAAAAGGGCACGACUUGGACUUGUGGAGUGUGUGAACCAUGGUCAUUUGCAACCAUAUCCUGUUCUUUAUGAGAAGGCUGGGGAUGUUGUUGCCCAGAUUAAAUUCACAGUUUUGCUGAUGCCAAAUGGAUCGGAUAAGAUCACUUCACACACACUUCAGGAGCUUCAACCUACGAAGACCAUUGAUGACCCUGAGAUCAAAGGAUGGUUAGCCUUGGGUAUCAAAAAGAAGAAGGGUGGUGGAAAGAAGAAGAAAGCCAAGAAGGCAGGAGAGGCCUCAACGGAGGCUGAGCCAAUGGAAGCAAGUAGCAAUGCUGAAGCAUGAGAUCUUUUUUUUUUUUUUUUUUUUUUUUUAAAA